Messenger RNA from Knipowitschia caucasica, 2052 nucleotides. Lineage: Eukaryota; Metazoa; Chordata; Actinopteri; Gobiiformes; Gobiidae. The record is from the annotation of a GenBank genome assembly.
AUGUGCGCGGCCAGGUUCAGUAACUUUCUGAACGGCUGUGCAGAGGAGCCUGGGGCCAUGGGGGCACCUGGGGGAUCUGUCGGUCCGCUCAUGGCCUCCAGGAUGUUGGAUUGGACUGAGUCUGGAUCUCGCAUCCUCCACAGCCUGGAGAUAGGCACAGUCAUGACUCUAUUCUACCAGAAGAAAUCCCAGCGUCCGGAGAGAAGGACAUUCCAGAUCAAACAGGACACACGGCAGCUCGUAUGGAGUCGGAAUCCAGACAAAAUAGAGGGAGAAAUUGACAUCCGAGAAAUGCGGGAGCUGCGGUUGGGGAAAGGAUCGCGGGACUUCGAGCGCUACCCAGAGGAGGCUCGUAAAGUGGACCACUCCUACUGCUUCAUCCUCCUUUACGGCCUGGAGUUCCGCCUGCGCACUCUCAGUCUGGCCGCGUUCAGUGAAGAGGAGGUGAACAUGUGGAUCACAGCUCUGAACUGGCUCAUGAGUGACACUCAACGGGCUCCGGCUCCACACCAAACAGACAGGUGGCUGAGGAAGCAGUUUGAAAUGAUGGACAGGAAUCGUGAAGGCAGUGUCACGGUGAAGGAUGUAAAGGCUCUAUUGCCUCAGAUCAACUACAGGGUUCCCAACAUGCGAUUUCUCAAAGACAAACUGCAGGAGGUGGAGGCGAGAAACGACUUGUCCUACCCACACUUUGCGCAGCUGUAUCGGACGCUGAUGUUUGAUGCACAGAGGACGAUUAUUGAGCAGCUGGACCUGUCCUUUCCUCUGCGGAAUGUGGACAGACCCGAGCUGUGCCAGAUCUCACUCUAUGAUUUUCAGAAGUUCCUCCAGAUGGACCAAAAGGAGUCUUGGGCCUCAGACUUGGGUCGUGUGCGAGAGUUUCUCAUGAGCUACAUGAGAGGCGCUGCUACACCUGAGCCUCUGCUGCAGCUGGACGAGUUCUUGACGUUCUUGUUCUCAAAAGAAAACAGUGUGUGUGACCCUCGCCUCUCUCCCCUCGUCCCUGAUGAUAUGAAAAGACCACUGUCCCAAUACUGGAUAUCCUCAUCGCAUAACACGUACCUGACAGGUGACCAGUUUUCCAGUGAGUCCUCUCUGGAAGCUUACGCCCGCUGUCUCAGGAUGGGCUGUCGUUGCAUCGAACUGGACUGCUGGGAUGGGCCUGAUGACCUACCCAUCAUAUACCACGGACACACCCUCACCUCCAAGAUCAAAUUCCUGGAUGUUCUACACACCAUCAAAGAGCACGCCUUUGUCACGUCUGAGUACCCCGUCAUCUUGUCCAUCGAGGACCACUGCAGUGUCGUCCAGCAGAGAAACAUGGCCACUCACUUCAAGAAGGUCUUUGGGGAUUUACUGCUCACCAAAGCAGUGGACACCAGCGCAGAGGAGCUGCCCUCACCGUACCAGCUGCGACGCAAGAUUCUUAUCAAGCACAAGAAGCUGGUGGAAGGCACAGCGUACGAAGAAGUGUCCACCGCCAGUUACUCCGAGAACGACAUCAGCAACUCCCUGAAGAACGGCAUCCUGUACCUGGAGGACCCCAUCGACCAUACGUGGACCCCACACUAUUUUGUCCUGACCACUCACAAGAUCUAUUACUCCGAGGAGACGUCCCACUACCAGACAGCAGAGGAAGAGGAAGAGGAUGAAGGAAAAGAGGAGUGUAACAACAAUGACCAGCACUGUGCCGAGCGCUGGUUCCACGGGAAGCUGGGCGGCGGCAGAGACGGGCGACAAGUGGCUGAGAAGCUGCUGCAGGAUUACUGUGAGGGAGGAGGCAAAGACGGCACCUUCCUGGUCCGAGAGAGCGAGACCUUCGUGGGAGACUUCACUCUGUCAUUCUGGCGCUUGGGCCGUGUGCAGCACUGCAGGAUCCACUCUCGUCAGGAGUCUGGCUCCACACGUUUCUACCUCACAGACAACCUGGUGUUCGAGAGUCUGUACCGCCUCAUCUGCCACUACAGGGACACGCCGCUGCGCUGCAACGAGUUUGAGAUGAGGCUCGGAAACCCUGUGCCUCAGCCCAACGCCCACGAGAGCCGAGAGUGA